Messenger RNA from Centruroides sculpturatus (bark scorpion), 3146 nucleotides. RefSeq names its product zinc finger protein 91-like. The record is from RefSeq and is a predicted model, not a curated record. Lineage: Eukaryota; Metazoa; Arthropoda; Arachnida; Scorpiones; Buthidae.
UGUGUGUGCUUGUAAGUGUUGGAAGACGAAGGAAAUUGUUCUUAUUAAUCGAAAGAAAUUGAAAGUAAUAAUACGACUGAUUUUAUUCUGUGUGGAUAGACGUAGAUAGUACAAUGACCUACGAAUGCGAAAUUUGUGAUAAGUCCUUCGCUAGUAAACAGAGUUUAAGUUGUCAUAUGAGAAUCCAUACAGGAGAAAAACCCUACAAAUGUGAGACAUGUAAAAAAUCUUUUGCUCAAUGGAGCACUUUGAAUUGUCAUCUCAGAACCCACACAGGAGAAAAACCAUACAAAUGUAAAAUAUGUGAUAAACGUUUUGCUUAUUUGAGCAGUUUAAAUUCUCAUUUCAGAACUCACACAGGAGAAAAACCAUACGAAUGUGAAACUUGUAAUCAAUGUUUUGCUGAAUUGACCAAUCUGAAUAAUCAUAUUAGAACCCAUACAGGAGAAAAACCAUACAAAUGCAUAACAUGUAAUAAAUCUUUUGCUCAUUCUUCCAAUUUGAAAACUCAUUUCCGAACCCACACUGGAGAGAAACCAUACAAAUGUAUAACAUGUAAUAAAUCUUUUGCUCAUUCUUGCAGUUUGAAUACCCAUGUCCGAACCCACACAGGAGAAAAACCGUACAAGUGCAUGACAUGUAAUAAAUGUUUUGCUGAUUUGAGUAAUUUGAAUAGUCAUAUCGAAAUCCACAUGGGAUAAAAAGCCUAAGCGUUGAGAAUAUGUAAUAAACGUUUCGAUAACGCAUCGUGUUUAACUUAUCAUCAUAGAUUUUACAGUUGAGAAAAAUUCUACGAAUGUAAAAUAUGUAAUAAAUGUUCUUUUAAUAUGGAUAUUAGAUUAAUUAGUUUACGAAAUUCUCAUUUAUACGUGUUGAUAGACGUAGAUAGUACAAUGACCUACGAAUGCACUAUUUGUGAUAAGUCGUACGCUACUAAACAUGGUUUAAGGUGUCAUAUCAGAAACCACACUGAAGAGAAACCUUACAAAUGUAAAAGAUGUAAUAAAUCUUUUGUUGAUUUGAGCACUUGGAAUCGUCAUCUCAGAAUCCACACGGGAGAAAAACCAUACCAAUGUGAAACAUGUGCUAAACGUUUUGCUCAAUUGAGCACUUUAAAUCGUCAUCUCAGAACUCACACGGGAGAGAAACCAUACGAAUGUCAAACUUGUAAUCAACGUUUUGCUCAAUUGGGCACUCUGAAUAAUCAUAUCAGAACCCAUACAGGAGAAAAACCAUACAAAUGCAUAACAUGUGAUAAAUCUUUUGCUCAAUCUUCCAGUUUGAAUAUCCAUCUCCGAACUCACACAGGAGAAAAACCAUACAAAUGCAUGACAUGUAAUAAAUGUUUUGCUAAUUUGAGUAAUUUGAAUAGACAUAUCGAAAUCCACAUGGCAUAAAAAACGUGAAUAUGUAAUAAACGUUUCGAUAACGCAUCGUGUUUAACUUAUCAUCAUAGAUUAUACAGUGGAGAAAAAUUCUACGAAUGUAAAAUAUGUAAUAAAUGUUUUCCUUUUAAAUGGAUAUUAGAUUUACUAUCUCAAACAAUAAAACCGACGUGUGCGUGUGCUUGUAGGUGCUGGAAGACAGAGGAAAUUGUUCGUAUCAAUCGAAAGAAAUUGAAAGUGAAAAUACGACUGGUUUUAUUCUGUGUUGAUAGUACCAUGGCCUACGAAUGCAACCUUUGUAAUAGGUCGUUCGCUAGUAAACAGAGUGCAAGUUAUCAUAUGAGAAUCCAUACAGGAGAGAGACCCUACAAAUGUGAAACAUGUGAUAAAAGUUUUGCUUAUUUGAGCAAUUACAAGUCUCAUCUCAGAACCCACACAGGAGAAAAACCAUACGAAUGUUCAACAUGUAAGAAAUGUUUUGCUCGUUCGAACAGUUUGAAUCGUCACAUGAAAAUCCACAUGAAAGAAUGUUGGAAGACAGAGGAAGUUGUUAGUAUCAAUCGAAAGAAAUCGAAACUAAAAAUACGACUGGUUUUUUUCUAUGUUGAUAGUACCAUGACUAACGAAUGCAAUAUUUGUAAUAAGUCGUUCGCUAGUAAAAAGAAUUUAAGUAUUCAUAUGAGAAUCCAUACAGGAGAGAAACGCUACAAAUGUGAAACAUGUGAUAAAUGCUUUACUCAAUGGAGCACUUUAAAUAGACAUCUCAGAACCCACACGGGAGAAAAACAAUACAAAUGUGAAACGUGUGAUAAAUGUUUUUCUCAAUCGAGCAAUUUGAAUCGUCAUCUCAGAACACACACGGGAGAAAAACCAUACGAGUGUAUAGUAUGUAAUAUAUGUUUUUCUCAAUUGAACAGUUUGAAUCGUCAUUUCAGAAUCCACAUAAAAGAAAUGAAAGAAAAUGUGUUGAUAGACAUAAAUAGUACAAUGACCUACAAAUGUAAAAUGUGCGAUAAGUCUCUCGCUAAUAAACAGAGUUUAACUUGUCAUAUUAGAAUCCAUACAGGAGAGAGACCCUACAGAUGUGAAACAUGUACUAAAUGUUUUGCUCAUUUGAGCACUUUUAAUUAUCAUCUCAGAACCCACUCGGGAGAAAAACCAUACGAGUGUAAUACAUGCAAUAAAUGUUUUUCUCUUAAGUACAGCUUGAAUCUUCAUUUGAGAAUCCACAAGAAAGAAAAACCCUACGAGUGUAAUACAUGUAAUAAAAGUUUUCCUCGUAAGUACAGCUUGAAUCGUCAUCUGAGAAUCCACAAGAAAGAAAAACCCUAAGAGUAAAGAAUAUGUGUUAAACGUUUCGUGAACUCAUCGUGUUAAACUCAUCAUCAUAGUUUGUAUUUAAUUCAGAAUCUUUCUACUCAUUCUGAAUGUAAACUAUUCAUUUGUCUCGUGUGUAAUAGUCAAUUUCAAAGUGAAGCUCAUCUGGAUGGUCAUCGUAUAAUGCACAAUCUAUACCCAUUUAAUUGCAUUAUUUUUUUAAGCGUUCUGCAGCCACAAGGCUUUCGAAGAACACAAAAAUGUACACAAUUCAUUAGUCAAUUCGUCUUACCAUUGCAAUAUAUACGUUGUAACAUUUGCUUGAGAAGAUAAUUAUGAAGUUCAUCUUGAAUAUAAUAUAAAUUUUGUUUAAAAAAUUUUAAUUGAAGGUAUGCCAACGAAAAGUUUAUUGACAAUUUUUAAGUAUUUUAAAGUGAUUUUAAA